Salvelinus sp. IW2-2015 is the source of this 756-nucleotide messenger RNA. RefSeq names its product signal peptidase complex subunit 1 (gene spcs1). NCBI's taxonomy places the organism in Eukaryota, Metazoa, Chordata, Actinopteri, Salmoniformes, Salmonidae. The record is from RefSeq and is a predicted model, not a curated record. Gene Ontology annotation, cellular component: endoplasmic reticulum membrane; signal peptidase complex. Gene Ontology annotation, biological process: protein targeting to ER.
UGAUGCAAGUUGAUUUGUAGAUCAGUCAGUUGGCGGUCGUGUUGAUGCUCUCUAAUACGGCCAUUGGCUUGAAUGCAUCAACAGUCUUAGGUCCUUCGAAAUACUACGUAUGCUUUUUGAAACCGGAAGUCUAACCAGACAAAUUGUAUGCAGUUUUACUUUAAGCUGAUUAGCUAUCUGACGUAGAAAGAUGUUGUCAAUAUUUAACUCCAUUCCAACACACAUGGAUUAUAAAGGACAAAAGCUGGCGGAGCAGAUCUUCCAAGGAAUCAUACUUGCCUCAGCGGUGAUCGGAUUCGCUUAUGGCCUCAUCAUUGAACAGUUUGGGUGGACUGUGUACAUAGUGUUAGGAGGUUUUGCUGUGUCUUGUUUGCUGACCCUGCCCCCCUGGCCCAUGUACAGACAGAACCCCCUCUCCUGGCAGCCAGCCCUACCAGAGACUACAGGAGAAACCCUGCAAAAGCCUCAGGAGAAUCUGAAGAAGAAGAAGCACAAGUAGAUCAUGACUGUUUGUACCAGUUUGCCCAAUACACGUUUUGACUUAAAAUAACCAUAUGUCUGUACAAUAAAUCCUUGUUUGAAGGAAGCCUUUGUUACAGGGUAUUAUGCCAAACAGUGGUGGAAUGUCAAUGUACAAUAAACAGAUUUGCUACUGUGGAUACUUUGUAGACUGCACUCAUGUUGUCAUCCCAACUGUUUAAUAAUGCGGAUAUAAGAAUCAUUGUAAUGUAAGGAUAAAUAAAGAACUUUAAAUUA